AUGGCUUUCUCCAAAACCAAAACCCUAAAGUCAACGUUCCUUAUUUUGUGUCUCUUAGCCUCCUACUUUUCCUAUCCAAUCAAAGCUCAUGGAGGAGGACACGACGAUGAUGAUGAUUCCGACCAUUCAGCUUCUUCCGACAACAUAAACAUACGUUCAAAGAGUUUAAUCCUAGUGAAAAUAUGGUGUUUGAUAAUCUUAUUUGUGUCCACUUUCUUAGGUGGUGUGUCACCUUAUUACUUCCGUUGGAACGAGGUUUUUCUUGUCUUGGGAACUCAGUUUGCUGGUGGUGUUUUUCUCGGAACAUCUAUGAUGCAUUUCUUGAGUGAUUCAAAUGAAACUUUUGGAGAUCUUACAACGAAGACUUAUCCUUUCGCUUUCAUGUUGGCUUGUUGUGGUUAUCUUUUCACCAUGUUUGGUGAUUGUGUGGUGGUUUAUGUAACGAGUAGUAAUCAGAGGGAAGCUAAAGUUGAGGAACUUGAAGGAGGGAGAACACCUCAGGAACAUGAAGAGAACACUGAGUUGGCGAUGGAUUCGAGUAAUGUGGCGUUCAUGAAGACUUCGAAUGUGGGAGAUACCAUUUUGCUUAUUCUUGCCCUUUGUUUUCAUUCUGUGUUUGAAGGCAUCGCUGUUGGAAUUUCAGGUACUAAAGCAGAAGCAUGGAGGAAUUUAUGGACAAUAUCAUUACACAAGAUAUUUGCUGCCAUAGCAAUGGGAAUAGCAUUGCUUAGAAUGUUACCAAAAAGACCCUUAGUAACAACAGCAGCAUAUUCAUUUGCAUUUGCUAUCUCUAGCCCUAUUGGUGUAGGAAUUGGAAUUGCAAUAGAUGCAACAACAGAAGGAAGCACAGCAGAUUGGAUGUAUGCUAUAUCUAUGGGAAUUGCUUGUGGUGUUUUUGUCUAUGUUGCUAUCAAUCAUUUGAUAUCUAAAGGCUUCAAAACUCAAAGGAAGACCCGUUUUGAAUCUCCUUGGUUUAAGUUUCUUGCUGUUCUUUUUGGUGUUGCUGUGAUUGCAGUUGUCAUGAUUUGGGACUGA
Vicia faba (fava bean) is the source of this 1035-nucleotide messenger RNA. The record is from the annotation of a GenBank genome assembly. NCBI's taxonomy places the organism in Eukaryota, Viridiplantae, Streptophyta, Magnoliopsida, Fabales, Fabaceae.